CACCAGAAUAAAGAAGCACACAGCUGUUUCUCGAUAAAACAUUUUUUUUUACUUAAAAGUAGUGGAGUAGUUACAGGCGUUUAGAUUCUUUAAUUAGUGACGUUUGAGAUGAGAAAGAGGAAGUGAGUAUCCCUGACUUAAAAUAUGAGGAACUUACUCAACCAUAAUUAUUUCAGUAGGUAUCACUCAAGCUGCAGCACAUCGCUAACACUCCAGACUGCUACGAUCUCACGGAUCUGAUGUUGGGAUCACAACUGUGCCUACUGGUGUUGCUGGGAGCUGUAGUCCCCGCAUUGCAGCAGAGAGACCAAUGGUCAAGCCUAGACCACUCUAAUGACUACAACUAUGUCCGCCAUGUUGAAGAAGUUCAAAAAACCUUCUGCUCUUGGGAUUGUCUGAAGUUCACUCUGCAGUGGCCCGGGGCCUUCUGUACGUAUCUAAAUGAGAAGGCAAAGUGUGUUAUUCAACCAGAGAUCAACACCUGGACCAUUCAUGGGCUCUGGCCUCAGAAAGUUUAUAACUGCUGCGGCUGUUGGCAUCUCUUCCCCUCUGACCUCGAGGACCUUGAUGAAGAGCUGUCUCAGGAGUGGCCGUCCUUCGUGAAGUCCAAGUCCUACUUCCAGUUCUGGAAGAUGGAGUGGCUCAAGCAUGGUGUGUGUGCGGCCUGUGUUGAAGGACUCAACUCCCCGAUUAAGUAUUUCUCACUCUGCCUCAAACUACGACAACAAUUCAACAUCACAAGGGCUCUGUCAGAGGGGAGUGUGGUUCCGUCUUGUGAUCGCCCUUAUAAGCUUGCUGAACUCGAGGAGGUCCUGACUCCACUUAUAGGAGAGCACCAUGAAAUCCAGUGCAUCAAAGAUAAGCAGGACAGGGAGCUCUGGUUCCAGGUGAAGAUUCCUUUGUCCCGGAACCUCACCCUGGGCUGUCCCCGACCGAACCCCACUGCGGAGAGCGGCCCACCCCCCGCCGGGCAUCCCUGCCCUUCGCAGACCCCCAUCUACCUGGUGCCCAUAGACCAUGAAAACCCCCGUGAGCCCUGUGGCUGAGGGUCCUGCUAGUCCCUAGACUACGCCCUGCUAGACCCUAGACUAUACCCUUCUAGACCCUAGACUAUACCCUUCUAGACCCUAGACUAUACCCUUCUAGACCCUAGACAACAACCUGCUAGACCCUAGACUACACCCUGCUAGACCCUAGACGACACCCUGCUAGACCCUAGACUACACCCUUCUAGACCCUAGACUACACCCUGCUAGACCCUAGACUAUACCCUUCUAGACCCUAGACUAUACCCUUCUAGACCCUAGACUAUACCCUUCUAGACCCUAGACUACACCCUGCUAGACCCUAGACUAUACCCUUCUAGACCCUAGACUACACCCUGCUAGACCCUAGACUACACCCUGCUAGAACGUAGACUACACCCUGCUAGACCCUAGACCACACCCUGCUUGACGCUAGACUACACUGGUCUUGACGCUAGUCUUGAAUAAUAAUCAACAUUCUGCCUCGUAUUCUGUGUUAAAGUCAGACAAAUAAAACAAAAUUAUCUCUU
Molecule: messenger RNA, 1555 nt
Organism: Gadus macrocephalus (Pacific cod)
Lineage: Eukaryota; Metazoa; Chordata; Actinopteri; Gadiformes; Gadidae
Gene: rnaset2l
Product: ribonuclease T2, like
Exons: 9
Coding region: 240-1046 (268 amino acids)
Biological process (GO): RNA catabolic process
Cellular component (GO): extracellular region
Molecular function (GO): RNA binding; ribonuclease T2 activity
Source: RefSeq, a predicted model, not a curated record